Messenger RNA from Echinops telfairi (small Madagascar hedgehog), 671 nucleotides. RefSeq names its product cytochrome b-245 light chain. The coding region runs from base 1 to 600 and encodes 199 amino acids. The transcript is spliced from 7 exons. The record is from RefSeq and is a predicted model, not a curated record. Gene Ontology annotation, biological process: superoxide anion generation. Lineage: Eukaryota; Metazoa; Chordata; Mammalia; Afrosoricida; Tenrecidae. Gene Ontology annotation, cellular component: NADPH oxidase complex. Gene Ontology annotation, molecular function: heme binding.
AUGGGGAACCAGGUGUUGACGCCCCCUGAAUGCCCCUGUCAGCCCCCAGCUACCUUGAAGACAGCCUUCAGGGUCCUCAUCUCAGGGGGCAUUGUGGCUACGGCUGGCCAAUUCACCCAGUGGUACUUCGGGGCGUACUCCAUCGUGGCGGGGGUCCUUAUCUGCCUGUUGGAGUACCCCCGUGGGAAGAGGAAGAAGGGGUCGACCAUGGAGCGCUGUGGACAGAAAUAUAUGACACCUGUUGUGAAGAUGUUCGGGCCUCUCACCAGGAACUACUACAUCCGGGCCUUCCUGCACCUCGCGCUGUCCGUGCCUGCAGGCUUCCUGCUUGCCACCAUCCUGGGGACUGCCUGCUUGGCCAUCGCAAGUGGCAUCUACUUGCUGGCAGCCAUCCGAGGAGAGCAGUGGACCCCCAUCGAGCAGAAGCCCAAGGACCCACCGCAGGUGGGCGGCACCAUCAAGCAGCCUCCCAGCAAUCCGCCGCCCCGGCCCCCAGCUGAAGCCCGCAAGAAGCAGCCCAGCGAAGGGCAGGCGGAGGGCCCCCCAGGUGGGGACAGCGGCCAGACCAACCCCAUCCCGGUGACCGACGAGGUUGUGUAACACUCCCCUCCCCGCCGCAGCCACCAGGUGGCACCCUCGACCACAAGCAAUAAAGGGACCAAGCAGCGCUG